This is a messenger RNA of Talaromyces proteolyticus, 708 nucleotides long. RefSeq lists its product as uncharacterized. The record is from RefSeq and is a predicted model, not a curated record. The coding region runs from base 1 to 708 and encodes 235 amino acids. NCBI's taxonomy places the organism in Eukaryota, Fungi, Ascomycota, Eurotiomycetes, Eurotiales, Trichocomaceae. The transcript has 2 exons.
AUGUCCUCGUCAAUCUUGCUAGCCCUUCCACACCGACUUCUGGCUCGACCUAGUACCCGUUCUUUAGCUACCUCGUCAUCAUACAUCCAACGACGCAAUGCCGCGUUCUCCCUGCUACAUCGUCCCAGACAUGAUCGCUUAUCGAGAUUUCCUGCGUACGCAACUCAGCUACAACCACAGUCUCGCAUCCCCGUCCCUGCUUCUAGUUGCCAACAGCGUGCCUACGCAGAAUUGAAACCAUCCGGGGGCAAAUCCGAGGCUGAUUUGAUAGUCGAAGAGCUCCAAGAACUAUAUGACAACGCAAAAGACGAAUUCGAAAUCGCCGUCGACAGCACCAACAGCUCAACCAUCUACGCCGCCUCCGACCGUGAAUCGGCACGGGAACACCUCGAUCAGCUCGUCUACGUCUACACCGUGUAUACCGAAAUGACGCGCGCAUCUGCCGCCGCGCCGCCCGGGACGGUGCAGGAAGAGACCGUCUCGCCGAAUUCCGGGCAGGCGAAUGCGGAUCGAUUGGAGGCGGCGACGGGGAAUCCGGCGGCCCAGGGAGGCGUGGGUGAGGGAUUUACUAGUUUCGCUGCGCCGAAUUAUGAUCCUGAGUAUAUCAAGACCGAGGUCAAGGAGGAGGUGAAGAAGAGGGUUGGACAGAGGAUUCGGGAGUUGAGGAGUGCGGUGGAGAGGUUAGAGGAUACGGCGGGGCAUGAGUAG